CCCACACUCAAAAUGGAUCCUUUCCAGACUGACCACAGAACAGUUUUAGCUCUGACUGCGUUCAGCCUGGCCACACUCCUGGCUAUGCUAGGAGUGUGGCCAGUGCUAGGCAUCAUUGGAGUAAUACGGAUUUUGAGCAAUCUGUGCUAUGCCAUUGGAUUGUUAAGAGAAUUUCUGUGAAGAACAAAGCAAAAUUUAGCUGAGAAAUAUGGAAAAGGCACUUAUGCGUUGAUCACAGGUGCUGCUCAUGGCAUCGGGCUUGAGUAUGCGAGACAGAUUGCUAAAGAGGGAUUUAAUUUAGCUCUAUUAGACUUGGAUAAGGUGGGACUUGAUAUAGCACAUGAGAUUAUUAGAAAAGAAACUCCUGAUGUGAGAAUUGUAGCUGUUGGCUGAGACUUAGCUACGCUCAGAUCUGUUGAUCAGUUUGAAAAAGCAUUGCAGCAAGUCUUAGAUCUAGAUAUCUCAAUUUUAGUAAAUAAUGUGGGGAUAUCAACAUCUCUCCCAUUUGAAGAAGGCUCACCUAAAACAGUUAGUACCAUGGUCCAUUUAAAUAUGACUUCUGUCGCAGUCUUUACUUCAUUGAUUUAUAAAAAGAUCCUGAAUAGGGUAAAUUUCAGCUCAGAAGAGCCUAAUAAACAUCCUAAAAGUGCUAUCAUCAGUAUGGCCAGCUGAGCGGGAUAUAUUCCCUUGAAAAUAGCAGUGGUGUAUUCAAUGACAAAAGCAUUUACUAGAUUCUUUAUGGAUAGCCUUAGCAGUGAAACAGAGAUAAUAGAUUUCCUCACAGUAAGUCCUGGAUUUGUCUCUACUCGAAUGACGAAUCACCGGAAAGAUGCUUCCACUAUCUCAACUGAUUAUUGUGUAUCUAAUGCCUUAAAAGCAUUAGGUAGGUUCAAAGAGACCAGUAUCGUACCUAAAAUUACUCUAACCUACGGUUGGAUCUCCCAAAGUCUCUGGUACAUAAAUAACGAUCUCUACUCAAAGCAUCUCAACUACGCCUUGAACGACUCUGAGUCUCAACAAAUGGGGAUGGUUCUCGCUCAAAAAGAGCGUGAAAGAGACCAAAAUAAUGUUUGCAAAUAG
Molecule: messenger RNA, 1080 nt
Organism: Moneuplotes crassus
Lineage: Eukaryota; Ciliophora; Spirotrichea; Euplotida; Euplotidae
Source: the annotation of a GenBank genome assembly